This is a messenger RNA of Quercus robur (English oak), 3343 nucleotides long. Its product is annotated as receptor-like protein 15. Gene Ontology annotation, molecular function: protein binding. The transcript has 6 exons. The record is from RefSeq and is a predicted model, not a curated record. The coding region runs from base 70 to 3180 and encodes 1036 amino acids. NCBI's taxonomy places the organism in Eukaryota, Viridiplantae, Streptophyta, Magnoliopsida, Fagales, Fagaceae.
UAUAUAAAGGCCCAUAGACUUAUUACUUUUUUGUCUUGAGUACUUACACACAAGUUGGUUUAGCUAGAAAUGAAACUUGGUGUUUCACAAUCAUAUUUGUCAAUGGAGUGGCCUUUGGUGAAGUUUUUGCUGUGGGCUUUACUACUUUUUGUUCAAAUUCAUGAGCACAUAGCUUGUAUUGAGGAUGAGAGGAUGGGUAUGCUAGAAUUAAAGGCCUUUCUGAAAUCCAAAACUAAUCGUACCGAACCCCUUCUUCCAACAUGGGUUAAUGACACAAAGAGUGAGUGUUGUAGUUGGGAGCAGGUCAGGUGUAACACCACCACUGGUCAUGUGAUCAAGCUCACGCUCUCCGGUAUAAACCAAGAGCAAAAUUAUGAGGAUACAUGGUAUAUAAACAUGUCCCUAUUUCAGCCUUUCAAGGAGCUAAGAAGUCUUGACUUAUCUAACAACAAAAUUGCUGGUUGUUUAGGAAAUGAAGAAUCCAAUUGUUUGUCUAAAAUGAGCAAGCUGGCGCACUUAAAUUUAAGUUGGAAUAACUUUGAUAUGGAAAUUUUAAGAAUCUUAGGUGCCCUCCCAGUUCUUAAAUCUCUUGACCUAAGUUACAAUCAAAUGGAAGGGCCUCUUCCUAGCCACGAAUCCAAUUGUUUGUCUAAAAUGAGCAAGCUGGCACACUUAAAUUUAAGAGCAAAUUACUUUGACAAGGAAAUUUUAAGAUCCUUAGGUGACCUCCCAGUUCUUCAAUCUCUUGACCUAAGUUACAAUUACAUGAAAGGGCCUCUUUCUAGCCACGAAGUGGUUAAUCUAAACAACUUGGAGGUUCUCAUCCUGCAAGGAAAUGGUCUUAAUGGAAGCCUACCAUUCAAGGAUAUGGCAAACUUCAGCAGUUUGAAGAUUUUAGAUUUGAAUGAAAAUUCUUUCACUGGAAGUAUCCCUUCAUAUAUUGGAGCACUAUCUUCACUCAAGGCUAUAUCAUUACAUUCUAAUCGACUUAAUGGAACUUUAGCCAUUCAAGAAAUGUGCGCACUGAAGAAACUUGAAGAGUUAGAUCUUAGUGGUAAUAACUUUGAAGGAAUCCUUCCUCCAUGCUUAACCAAUUUGACAUCUCUUAGGUUGUUAGACAUAUCUUACAACCGGUUCAGUGGAAACUUGUCUUUGUCUCCUAUAGCCAGCUGGACAUCUCUUGAGUACAUUGAUCUGAGUUAUAAUCUUUUUGAAGGUUUAUUCUCCUUCGGCUUGUUUGCUAAUCACUCCAAACUUAAGGUGAUUCAACUUUUUAGUGACAACAACAAGCUUGAUAUCAAAACUGAAAAUCCCAAUUGGGACCCAUCAUUUCAAUUAAAGGUGCUAUUACUAUCUAACUGUAGUCUAAACAAGCCCACUGGCAACAUUCCUAAGUUUCUCUUCAACCAACAUGAAUUGGAAGUCGUUGAUUUAUCUCACAAUAAGUUGAAUGGAAGCUUCCCCAUUUGGUUGCUUGAAAACAAUACUAGACUACAACUGUUGAGUCUUCGAAGUAACUCUUUUGCGGGUCAAUUUCAUUUGCCAUCAUAUCGCUCCAUGUAUCUUCGUUGGUUGGAUGUCUCUGACAAUAACCUUGAUGGGCAGCUUCAAGAAAAUAUUGGAAAGAUUAUUCCAAAAUUAGAAUAUCUAAAUCUAUCCCGAAAUUAUUUUGAAGGUGAUCUCCCAUCCUCAAUUGGUGACAUGAGUAAUUUAGAGAAAUUGGAUUUGUCCUUCAAUAAUUUUUCUGGAGAGGUAUCAAUGGAAUUGGUUGCCAGUUGCACCCACUUGGAUAUUUUGAGGUUAUCUAAUAAUUACUUUCAUGGUGAAAUUUUUUCAAAGAACUUCAACCUAUCCUUAAGUUCUUUGGAAUUAAACAAUAAUUAUUUCACAGGUACUCUUCCAGUGGCACCCCUAAGAGUCAUGUUCCUAGAUAUUAGCAACAAUCACAUGUCAGGUAUAAUUCCCGUAUGGAUAGUAAAUAACAAUACUAUAAACUUGUGGAAUGUUGACCUUAGUAACAACUUUUUUGAGGGUAAGAUUCCAUGUGGAUUAAUUUCAACAUUAAACCUUUCUUAUAAUUUGCUUUCGGGAUUGUUACCUUCUUGCUUGAAUCUAGAAAAUGCGCGGCACCUACUUUUGCGAGGGAACAAUCUCACAGGAUCACUACCAAAAGCUAUUCUCAUUUCAUCAUAUAUUGUGACAUUCGACAUUAGAGAUAAUAGCUUUUUCGGCAAUAUCCCUGAAGAAAUUUACGGACUUUCUGAAUUAAGAGUACUUUUGUUAAGUGGCAACCAGUUUAGUGGUACAAUUCCAAAGCAGCUCUGUUGGUUAAAGAAGAUAGGCAUAAUGGAUCUUUCAAGGAACUUUUUUUCUGGGACAAUACCAUAUUGCUUUUACAACAUAACCUUUGGGAAGGUAGCUGCUAGUGAAUUUGUCUACAUGAUGAACAGUUUUGGUUGGGUCCCUGAUUUUUCCCUCCCAUAUAAAUCUCUUCUAAACAAGGAUAGUCAAAUUGAAGGGACAAAUUUUUAUUUCCAUAUACCAGUUGAGAUUGAGUUUUUGACGAAAUAUAGGUCUAACUUGUACCGGGGUCUCGUCCUUGAUAUGAUGUCUACAUUGGAUUUGUCAUUCAACAAGUUAACAGGUGAAAUCCCACCAGAUCUAGGACAGCUAUCUUCAAUUUUUGCAUUGAACUUGUCUUACAAUCAAUUAAAUGGUCCUAUUCCAAAAACAUUCUCAAAUUUGACUCAGUUGGAGAGCUUAGACCUUUCUCACAACAAUUUGAGUGGAGAAAUUCCUUCAGAAUUGAUUGAUCUGACAUUUCUAGAAGUUUUCACCGUGGAUCACAACAACUUAUCAGGUAAAGUUCCAGACAUGAAAAAACAAUUUUCAACAUUUAGAGAGAGCAGCUAUGAAGGAAAUCCAUUUCUUUGUGGUGCACCACUAAAGAAAAGUUGCACCGAUACUGAUGAAUCACCUCUAUCAUCACAAAAAUCUUCGGAGGCAAAUGAUGGCAGAUGGUAUGAAGUUGAUCUUCUAGCCUUCUUUACAAGUUUUUUGGUAUCUUGCAUUAUUUUCUUUUUGGGUGUAGUCAGUGUUCUUUAUAUUAAUCCUCAUUGGCGGCAACGAUGCUUCAACUUGGUUAAGGAUCGUAUGUACUGGUGUUAUUUUUUUGCUUAAAAUACCCUAAAAGAGCUGUCAAGCCGCAUGUGUCAUUAGAUGUACUCAAUUUCUGUAGAAACCUUUUGUGGUAGUAUUGAUAAAUACCUAUGUGUAUGGGUAUGUUUGGUUUUGAAUAAUUGUUAUCAUGCUCUGUUAUGAAACAAGGAGCUCACUUGCAGUA